Bicyclus anynana (squinting bush brown) is the source of this 826-nucleotide messenger RNA. RefSeq lists its product as uncharacterized. The transcript is spliced from 3 exons. NCBI's taxonomy places the organism in Eukaryota, Metazoa, Arthropoda, Insecta, Lepidoptera, Nymphalidae. Bases 67 to 453 code for a protein of 128 amino acids. The record is from RefSeq and is a predicted model, not a curated record.
CAGUGAAAGGUGUGAGUGUCAAAGGAGAUUAUUCACUUUGAUUCACUUUGAUUUUUUUUCUACAUUAUGUUAAGUGUCGGUUUAGUAUGUUUAUGUUAUGUUACACUUGCUGAAGCGUUUCUGUUCCUUGGAGAUAAUGAACCUGUCCUUUACUGCAUAAAGAUCUGUCCUUUGUACUGUUCGCCGAAAAGACGUCAUGAUGAAGAUGCAUCAUCCCUCAUCUAUGACGACGAACCGCCCUAUCCAUCGUACCAUCACGAGGACCACGGUUACCACUCGUACCACGACGCGAUACCGUACCACUUUGACCCGUACUACUACUGCAAGCCGCCGAAACCUACCACUACUACGCCAGCGCCGACCACGACCACCACCACGACUCCUGAACCAACGUUGAUCUGCAUGAUCUGUAUGAACAAGUGUACCAAAUAUCCUAAAGCGAAGAAAAGCUAAAAUGAGGGUAGAGAUAAUAAAAUUCAACAUAGAUGUUAUUUAGUUGGUGAUUUUAGUGAUUUUUUUUAAAUUUUGGAAACAAGAUUAUUUGGAUUAAAGAAGCCCUCAAUAGCUCAAUGGUAAAUGGGCUAGACUCAAACCAGAGAGGUCGUUGGUUCGAUGCCCACACAUUGCUCUAUUGUCGUACAAAGUAUUUUCCGACUAAUUGGAGGGAAACGGGAAAAUUGGUCAUAUUUCAAAGAAAUAGUAAAUAUUAUUAUUUAAGACAAUAAACUUUACUGUAAAUUAUGGUUUUGUUUUAGAUCAUCAUCAUCAUUAACAACCCAUAUUCGGCUCACUGUUGAGCACGAGUCUGCUCUCAGAAUAAAAAGGG